UUCACGUCCACGGCAGUAAGUGGGUCCCACCUCUUAUUUCCAUUGGUGAAGUGGCGCGCGUUUCUUUACAAGCCCUUAUUCUCUCUCUCUCUCUCUCACACACACACACUUUUACACGGUGAUGUUCCGGGGUUUUGUGUUCGCAGACAACAUUGAAGAAAUAUUUUGAUAUAAUAUGCAGUGAUUCAAUGGUACACUGAAGGUAAGAAACUCGCAGGGUGAGGCCAAUUUCAAGAAUUAGAGAUGUCACAAGAUAUAAGAAAAUGGUUCAUGAAGAAACACGAAAAAGACAGUGGGAACGGCAGUGCAUCAAAUCAGGCAAAGCCCUCGACACCAGAGAAAAGGCCUGGGAAAAUGGUAGAAGAAGUUCAAGAAUUAUCUGGCAGGAGGAAAACAAGCAAAUAUUUUGCUAAAGAUGGACAAGGUGUAAAAGAUGAGAUGGACGUUGAAGAAGCUCCUGCAAAAAAGACGGCAAAGGAGUUGGUCAGUAAUGUGAAGCCCCCAACUGGAAAAAGAACCCUCAAACUUGAGAAUGAUGACGAUGAUGAUGAUUUUGCCCCUACUUCAAGAAAGAGUUCAGUUUCUAUUACUCCAAACAAAAAGCUGAAAAGUGGUUCUGGUAAAGGAGUAGCUCAAAAAAUUGCUGAUGAAACUAAUGAAGAUGAUGGUGAAAAAAUAAAAUCUAAUUCAAAAUCCGGUGGAAGUGGUAGGGGUCGUGGUGCAAAAGGUUCUUCCAAAACUUCAAGUAUGGCAGAGAGUAUGGAUGUUGAUGAAGUUGAUGCAGAGGAUGUGGAUAAUAAGGAUGCUGAAUCGAUGAAACCUGCCGGAAGAGGCCGUGGUGGAAGAGGGGCAGGGGCGGCAGCUGGUGGGAGAGGCAGAGGUGGUGGAGGGAGGGGUGGAUUCAUGAACUUUGGUGAGAGGAAAGAUCCUCCUCACAAAGGAGAAAAGGAAGUUCCUGAAGGUGCUGCUAAUUGCUUAGAUGGUUUGACUUUUGUGAUUAGCGGAACACUUGACAGUUUAGAAAGAGAAGAAGCUGAAGAUUUGAUCAAACGCCAUGGUGGACGUGUUACAGGAUCCAUCAGCAAAAAGACGAAUUAUCUUCUAUGUGAUGAAGAUAUUGGUGGAAGGAAGUCUGAGAAGGCAAAGGAGCUUGGUACUGCUUUCCUUACAGAGGAUGGUCUGUUUGAUAUCAUUCGUUCAUCAAAUAAAUCAAAACCUGCUGCACAAGUUCCAAAUAAGCGGGUGGAUAAGGUUGCAACACCUGCUCCUAAAAAGAGCCCUCAAAAGUCGGAAAAAACUAAACAAGCUGGAUCAGAUACAAAAGGACCAGUCUCUGUAGCAGCUUCUCCCAAGCGAAAAAAUCAGCCUGCUGCACAAACUUCGCUGCCAUGGACUGAAAAAUAUAGGCCAAAGGUUCCAAAUGAUAUUGUUGGGAAUCAGUCAUUGGUGAAACAGCUCCAUGAUUGGCUAGUAAGUUGGAAUGAACAAUUCCUUAACACAGGAAAAAAAGAAAAGGGAAAGAAGCAGAGUGAUUCUGGUCCUAAGAAAGCUGUGCUGUUGAGUGGGACACCUGGCAUUGGGAAGACCACUUCAGCAAAGUUGAUUAGUCAGAUGCUUGGGUUUCAGGCUAUUGAGGUUAAUGCUAGUGAUAGUCGUGGAAAGGCUGAUGCUAAAAUUCAGAAAGGAAUUGGUGGGAGCACUUCUAAUUCUGUCAAAGAACUUGUUAGCAAUGAAUCCCUGAGUCAUAAAAUGGAACGCACUCAACAACAAAAGACUGUUCUUAUUAUGGAUGAAGUUGAUGGUAUGUCUGCUGGAGACAGAGGUGGAGUGGCUGAUCUUAUUGCCAGCAUAAAAAUCUCAAAAGUUCCUAUAAUAUGCAUCUGUAAUGAUCGCUACAGUCAGAAACUUAAGAGCCUUAUGAACUACUGCCUACUUCUUAGCUUCCGAAAGCCAACAAAGCAGCAGAUGGCUAAAAGGUUAUCACAUAUAGCAAAAGCCGAAGGCAUUCAAGUGAACGAGAUUGCACUUGAGGAACUCGCUGAAAGAUCUAAUGGAGAUAUUCGUAUGGCCAUCAACCAACUGCAGUAUAUGAGUCUCUCGAUGUCAGUAAUUAAAUUUGAUGACAUUAAACAACGCCUUCAAAGCAGUUCAAAGGAUGAAGAUAUUUCCCCCUUCACAGCUGUUGACAAACUAUUUGGCUUUAAUGCUGGAAAGUUGCGAAUGGAUGAGAGAAUCGACCUCAGCAUGAGUGAUCCUGAUCUUGUUCCUCUUCUUAUACAGGAAAACUACAUUAAUUAUAGACCAAGUUCAGCUGGUAAAGAUGAUAAUGGAAUGAAAAGGAUGAGCUUAAUUGCUCGGGCUGCUGAGUCAAUUGGGGAUGGUGAUAUUAUCAAUGUCCAGAUUCGAAGAUACCGGCAGUGGCAGCUCUCUCAGUUUGGUUCUCUUACGUCUUGCAUAAUUCCUGCGGCUUUGUUGCAUGGGUCACGGGAAAUACUUGAGCAGGGGGAACGAAAUUUCAAUAGAUUUGGUGGUUGGCUGGGAAAGAACUCUACCAUGGGGAAGAACUACAGACUAUUGGAGGAUCUGCAUGUUCAUCUUCUCACUUCUCGUGAAUCUGAUUUAGGAAGGGCGACAAUUCGACUCGACUGCCUUACUCUUCUUCUAAAACGGUUGACCGAUCCUUUAAGGGUGCUACCCAAGGAUGAAGCUGUUGAGACUGUUGUGAAGUUCAUGGAUUCAUACUCCAUUAGCAUGGAGGACUAUGAUACGAUCGUCGAGAUGUCGAAAUUUAAGGGGCAUCCAAAUCCAUUGGACGGCAUACAACCGGCAGUAAAAGCUGCUCUGACCAGAGCUUAUAACAAAGGCAGUUCACUGCGUGUGGUCAGGGCUGCAGACUUAGUCACAAUUAGUAAUUUCAAAAAAGCUCCAAAGAAACGAAUCGCAGCUAUGCUAGAACCUCUUGAAGGCAGUUUAGCCGAAGAAAAUGAAGAAGGAACCCCAUCUGAUGACGAGAACCAGGAUGAUGAUUUGGAUGAUUUGAAGAAGAAGAGCGUGGAAUCGAAUCUCGAGAGCCUAAACUCAAAGGCCAUUAAAGUAGAACUUGAGUUGAAGGGUUCUGGAAGUUCCGGCGCCAAAAAGGCGCCUGCAGGCAGAGGGAAGGGAAGUGCUGCAACUGCAACCUCAAAUCAGAGAGCGGGUCGUGGGUCUGGAUCCGGAUCCGGAUCCGCUUCCAAGAGAAAGAGAUGACCCGCAUAGUUAAGCGGGUUUUUUUCUGCCCCUAUUUUGGUUGUUUAUUGGGUGCAGAUUUAUGGAACUGUUAUUUGUGAAGCAGAUUCUGUUGUUUUAUUGAUCUGUUUUUUUUUGGGCCCUUUUUUUAAUUUUGGGUAAAUACAAGGAUUUGAAUUGUAUUUGUUUUAUAAAAUCUACGUAUUUGGUAAAAUUAACGUUUCAAAUGA
Messenger RNA from Erythranthe guttata (spotted monkey flower), 3455 nucleotides. It is a transcript of the gene RFC1, whose product is annotated as replication factor C1. Gene Ontology annotation, biological process: DNA repair; DNA replication. Gene Ontology annotation, cellular component: nucleus; DNA replication factor C complex. The record is from RefSeq and is a predicted model, not a curated record. Gene Ontology annotation, molecular function: ATP binding; DNA clamp loader activity; DNA binding. NCBI's taxonomy places the organism in Eukaryota, Viridiplantae, Streptophyta, Magnoliopsida, Lamiales, Phrymaceae.